Exserohilum turcica Et28A is the source of this 1068-nucleotide messenger RNA. RefSeq lists its product as uncharacterized. NCBI's taxonomy places the organism in Eukaryota, Fungi, Ascomycota, Dothideomycetes, Pleosporales, Pleosporaceae. Bases 1 to 900 code for a protein of 299 amino acids. The transcript is spliced from 2 exons. The record is from RefSeq and is a predicted model, not a curated record.
AUGACUACUACUUGCUUCGAUUGGACUCUCCUAGAGGACAUUCGACCUGCUCUCCUUCAAAAUGCUCUUGGCGUCAAGGGUAGCGAAAUGACCACAGCUCAUCUUCAAGAGCUUGACAGGACGGGAUUGGAACUUGGAGCGAGCCCUUUUGCACGCGAGAAUGCGAAAAACCUGGCGACUGGAUAUGGCGACCUUGUCGUGGUUCUUCUGGAGCCUACCGACAAAGCCGAAUCAUAUUGCUAUGAUGUAAUGAAGGCUGCUUCACCGACGCUUCGACUCGUAGACGAAACAUUGGAAAUGGCCUUCGCAGGUCAGCGCAAUGUCGAGAACACAAUCUUACUAGAUCGAAGGCCCUUUCGCAGCGCCAAAAUCCAGCGCUGUGAAGAUGGAGAGACCCGGGAACAAAACAAUCAGAGAGCCUACCAGGGGUUUGAAGCGGUAAUCGCAAUUUUACGUCCUAAGGUCAUUGUUGUAUGUCAAUGCCGAGAUACAGUACCUGAUGGGCAGCUUUCGGAUCAGUGGUCAUCUUCAAUCAGCAAAAGUGGAGACUACGACAUCGUACCACUCGGCAACGGACACAGAUGCUUCCGCAUUUAUUCAUUUCACCCAAUGCAUUUCUAUUACAUUAACGAUGAAGAGAAGCUCCUACAGCGAGUACUUUCAGAAUACUUGUAUAACGCAACGUUUGUAGUCGCGGCAAAUCUCUUAGCUGGCCGUGAGAUUUCUGGAUUCGGAUUAUCAAAUCUCAGAAACUGUGCCCGACACGGACCAAUCGGUAAAUUCUCUGAAGUCGGCGUUACAUUGACUUAUCAAUGGGCGAACGAAGAGAGUCGUUGUUCAGACGAGCUAUGGGCAUUGAUGAAAGAUGUGGGGCUAUCGUCGCGCGCGAGUCCCAUAUGAGACGAUUCUCGCAGAGUAUCGUGCAGACCUUCUAGAUGGCCAAAUCGAUGGAACCAAUCUGGACGGGCCGAAAGAAGACGUACUCACAAGAUAUCGCUCCAGGAUUCCACAUCUUCCUACUACUCCGCUACAAUUUGCUACCUAGUUAGAUAGAUGGAUUUUUGAGGC